Molecule: messenger RNA, 5323 nt
Organism: Cylas formicarius (sweet potato weevil)
Lineage: Eukaryota; Metazoa; Arthropoda; Insecta; Coleoptera; Brentidae
Gene: vir
Product: protein virilizer
Exons: 7
Coding region: 18-5246 (1742 amino acids)
Cellular component (GO): RNA N6-methyladenosine methyltransferase complex
Molecular function (GO): RNA binding
Source: RefSeq, a predicted model, not a curated record
AAAAGCGGCGGCCCACGAUGUCGGAGAACGUGGUGGAGCUGUUAUUUUUCGACACGUUCGCUCACGACAACACGGAGGAAAUUAACCUCGACUUGGUGCAGUUCCCAAAGCCCGUCUACGUAACCGAGGUGAGGAUCAUCCCGUUGGGGGCUCGGGUGCAGGCCGAUUUCCCGGGCGGGGUUCGGCUCGGCGCGACAAACCCGAGCCAAUUCCAGAUCGAAUUUUUCGUCAACGACCUCGGCAAACCGGGAGCGAGCACUUUCGAGACGCUCGGCGGCUUCGAGUACGAUCAGAACGGGAAAAUCAACUUGGAAUGUUGCCCGGAUCCGAUCGCGCGCAAGAUCCCCACCGACGGUCUCGUCUUGAAAGGCGUCUACACGACAAUCACGUUGGCCGUGUACGGCACGUUGACCAACAACUUGACGGAACAGAUAAUCCAGCCGGUGGUCAAUCCGGCGUUGCCAAGUCAACCGAACACGAUAUCCGACGUCCAGCAGAUCAUCUCGGCUAGCUCGGUGGAGUCGGAAUGGUCGCAGGAGGCCGGCAAUGCCGGCCCUAUAGAAUACAUCUCUCAGACCGCCGCGACGUACCAGUCGUACGGUACCAACGAGCCGUAUCAGCAAGAGUUCACCGAUUAUUACAACGACAUCCCGAAAGAUCCGCGCGGAUACCAUCACACGCCGGAGACCGACUGGGAGGCGAAACCACGGAUCCGGGAACCCGAAAGGGGCGGCAGGGACGUCGCGUAUCAGUCGUCCUGUGCCGAACGGGACCUGGACAGGAGGGAACGCGACAGGGACAGGAGGUACUCCAGAUCCGAUGCCGACAGGCACGAAUGGCCAGAUUCGGACCGGAGCCACGACCGGGAAAGGUCCAGGAGACAUGACGACUCGUACCGGCGUUCCGACAGGUACAGGGACGAGAGGGAGGAGCGCAAACGGCCCAGGACGCCGCCCCCCGCGCAGUCUCCGAAACGCCCUCACACUCCGCACAACGAGCAGAAGGAGACGUCACCCGCGGAGACGGCGGAGCGCCAAGAAGACGGCGCUAAGCAGGAACCUGUGGAGACGAAGGUGGAGGCGGUGGCGGCCGAAGUAAAGUCGCCUCUCGUGGAGGAGCCGCCGCCCAUGGACGUGGAGGAAUUCGAGCCCAUCCUUAGCGACGAGGAUAUCGUCGACGACGGCGAGCAUUAUCAGGACGUCGAGUGCGACUAUUCGGGCUACACCAACAACGACGACAUUAUAAGGUUGUUUACGCCAGGCGUUACGGAAGUGCAAAGGUAUCCGGCCAAGGCGGCGUUCUCGAUCAACGAGGACGCGUUCGAGCUCGAAGAGAGUCUCAGGAUCGCGAUCGGCAUCACCGACGACUACCUGAAGUCGAGCAUCACGCGAUUCGCGAUCAACACGUUCGAGCGGCACAACGCCGAGAUCAAGGAGGAGUUUAUACACUUGUGCGAGAAGUUGCCCGUCACCGUCGGCACAGCGGAGACAUUCCGCGACAUCGCGCGUCUCCACGCGUCGACGGCGUCGACGGACGUCGCCCGGCUCUCAAACGAAGAUCGCGAAUUGGUCGCGCAGCUCGCUUUCAUCGCGGAAACCGUCGCCGAUUGGUUGAGGAUCGCUCUCGACUACGGCAUGGCCAAUGCGCAGGACCAGCCCACCUACAAGAUACGUCACAUCAAGUGCGGAGUGAGACUCGCCGAGUGGGUGUGCGCUAGCGACGACUACGUGCAGUACUUGUGGCGCGCCGGCUUUAACCUCCACAAGGAACUCUUCAACUUGUACCACCAGGAGUUCAUGGCGCUGUCGAUCAAGCUGAUGAUACUCAAAGCGCUCGACGCCUAUUUAAGGCACAAAUUCGCCAUCGAAAAGUUCCUCCGGGGCGACGCCCGGGCGUCGCCCCGCGAGAACGGUUACGUCGACGGGCCGCCCGCCGACCCCGGCAACGGUUACGCCGUGCUGGUGCGUGACCUGCGUCGCAACCCCCUCGUGCGUCUCAAGUUCGCGAUCGCCUCCAUCUUGAAGAAACUCAACCUGUUCGAGGCGCUGACGAAGACGCGCGGCGUCGCGGUCAAACUGCGCGACCCCGCGCGCGACCUCCCCGCCGACGACGUCACUCUGAUCGCCAAAUCGCUGCGCCAGGUGGCGCGCCACUGCUGCGGCGCCGGCCUCUUCGGCCUCUCGCAGCCCAAGCGUUUCCUGCCGGUGUCCGCGCAGUUCGAGGUGCCCCGCGUCGACCCCGGCAACGUCCUCGUCGUCUUCUGUCGCAUGUUCGACCUCCUGCACGUGUUCGUCCUGCUGCUCGCGCAUCCCGCGACCUCGAACUCGCCCGCGGUGAAGGCGCCCGUCUUCGAGCUACUCUCCGCCCUCGGCGACAAUCUCGACGGCCUCCGUUACCUCGCCGACGAUCCCGACGCCGUCAACCUCCUCGUCAAGCGUUUGCUGUCCAACGACGACGACGACAUCCUCGGCGACUACCUCGACGCUAGCUCCUCCCACCUCGGCCUCGACCUAGCGUACAAACUGCAAGCGCUCUACCACCUCGACCGUCUCCUGGACGUCGGGACGCGCGACGUCGACGCCCUCGACGUCGUCGACCAGCUCCACGGCCUGACGUGUCUCGGGUUCUCGCACGUCGGCAGACGCGCCGUCGCCCACGUGCUCGCCAUGGCGGACAACUUUCGUCGCGUCGUCCGCCUCUUCGACGCCGGGAAGUUGAAAAAAAACGCCGCCGCCGCCGGCUACCUCGUCGACCUCGCUCACUACGUCGUCGUCGCCGUCGCGAACGUGCCGUUCCUCGAGAAGUACCACCGCGACGUCGCGCACGCCGUCUCCUCCCUCCACGACGACAAGGCGGGCGAGGUGCGCGCGCAUCUCGCCCCAUUCGACGCCCCCGUCACCUACGACAACGUGUCCGGGUACCUGGGGAUCGUGGAACGCGAGCUGCCCGACGCGGCGUCCGCGCCGGGCGCCCUCGUCUCCGCCCUGCGCGUCCUCCACCACCUGGGGAUCCCGAAACACCGGGCGGCGCCCGAGACUCCGCUCGCCGGUUGCGUCGAGCUCAAGUACAAGCACGUCCUGCUGCAGCUCUAUUCGCUCGACGGCGCCGCCCUCCUCGUCCGUCUCCUGCAGAAGAUCUGCGACCAUUACCAGCUGCCCGGGUUCCACUCGUACGCGUUGGCGUCGGAACGCGGCGCCCGUCUCGUCCACGUCCUCCAUCCGGCCGUCGUUCUCCUCGAGCGGAUGCUCGCGCACGUCGUGCGCUGCCGCAACGUCGACUUCAAGGACCUGACGUCGAUCCCGGUGCUGCUGCGCGUUUACAACCUGCUGUGCGCGUAUCCCGCGAACUGCGCGGGCCACGCGACCAGCGUGGAGGCCCGCGCGGCCGUCGCGGACGCCCUCCUCGUCUACACGCAGCCGGUGUCGGACCUGGUGCGCGAGAAAGACUCGCCGAACCGCACGCUGUGGAGUCAGAUGUGCGGCGAGGUGCUCAAGUACGUCGUCUCCGCCCCUUACUGCUUCGUGCCUGGCCUCGCGCUCCUCUCCGAACUGCUGCCGCUCCCGUUGCCGGUGCAGAGCGUCGGCGACGUCGGCGACGCGGAAAUCUCGUGGACGGUGAACCUGCGCAGGUUGUGGUCCGCCCACCUCCAUCCCCACUCGGCCGUCGUGCAGGCGAUGGUCUCGCGACUGUGCGUGUCGAGUCAGCCGCAACUGUCGAACUUGCUGAGGCGCGUGUGCGUCCAGAUCGCGGACUUGGCCGCGAACUCGGCGGCGACGGUCGCCCGCGGCGUCCUCGACGCGGUCCGCGACGCCCUCGACGCGUCGUCGUGCUCCGCGUCGCAGACCGCCCGCCUCCUCAACUUCCUCGCGUGUCUCGUCACCCACGCGCCCAUCAAAUGCGCGGUGCUCCACCUGAUCCACGGCGGAGGCGCCGCCAAGACCGACGACAAGUACGCCGAGCUAGUGCCGCGAUUCUGCCGCGUGCUCAGGCUCGAGGGGGGCGGGGCCGCGCAGGCGCAGGAAUGCAUCCUGAGCGUGGUGCAGAGUUUCUGCGACGUGGAGAUCGCGCUGACGCAGGCGACGACGGCCGCGAGUCCCGAGCGUUACCUCGCCAACGCGUUGCCCGUCAAGGAGCACCUGCUCACGUACGUGGAUGUGAUGCUCGAUCACCUGGCCUCGCCCGAGAACUCUUUCGUCACGUAUUUGCCGAUCGUGCGCACGCUGCUCCUGCUCACCGAGCACGACUACGGUUUCCGGCACCUGAAGGAGCGGCUCGCCAAGCGGGAUCGCGUUUUCGGCACCCUGCUCGCGAAACUGAGCACGAACUUGACGAAGACGAGCCCCGAGUGCCUGUCGACGCUCGACACCCUCGUCGAGUUCCUGCGGGUGUGUCUGACGGUCGACGAGGGCGACGCCGCGCCGUUGCGGACCGCCACCCUCGCCGUCGACGAGGUAAGACGGCUGGUGGGCUGGUCCGACCCCGCCCACCCGUUCCUGUCGAUCGAGGAGACGCUGAAGAGGGAGAUCGAGACGGACAGCGGCUUCGAGACGAUCCUCGAGGGUCUCGCGUCGAUUCUCAAGCAGCUGGCCGGCGGACAGCGGGACGUCGCGGAGGCGGAGUCGAGGGAGGCGGCGCCGCUGCCGCCGCCGGAGCCGCUGCUCGCCCAGUUCGCCGGACGUUUGGUGUACGGCAACGCCGAGACGUGCGACGAGCGGUUGACCGCACGGUAUUGGCUCGCGUUGCCCAGCGACGAGCCCGAUACGGAGCUGGAGAGCGUGCCCUGCGACCUGCUGGAGGUGUGCCGGCUGCUGCCGCCCGAGUUCAACCUCGUCAAGGAGGCGGAGCGGUUGUGUCACGUGUCGCGCGUCGCCGACGUCACGGGCAAGGACAAGGAGACGGCCGAGCAGCGCUGCAAGACGAAGAAGCCGUUCGUGACGCCGAUGAGGCCGCGAAAUUUCACUCGGCCCGCGCAGCAGCGGCCCGAUUUGUUCCGUUCGAGGCCCCCGAACACUUCGAGACCGCCGUCGCUGCAUGUGGAUGACUUCGUGGCGUUGGAAACUUGCGGGGCGCAGCCGACCGGCCCCACCGGCUACAACAAGAUCAGCAGGGAGUUGCUGGCGUCGACGCGUAUGGCGAGGGGCCCCCGGGGCCGAGCCUUCGUCACGUCCGAACGCUCGAUGCACUACAACCGGCAAAUGCCGUGGUGGGGCGCCGGCAUGUUCAUCGGCAGGGGUCCCUACUUUUAAUCGCGUUAAAAAAAAAACUCUUUGCUCAUAAAAUAUCGUGGGGCACCGGCACGUUCAUCGCGUCAAAUAAAAAUCUU